CUCGAAAGGCUCACCACUUUCCACCUUGAAUCGCAAAGACGACCUUCCUUCGCGAUUGGCUUGAUCGGCGUGUAGUUAGUCAUCGACAAGCAUCGACUGCGCGAGUGCCACUUCCUGCUCAUCACCUGCCGCAUCCAUUCUCGUGGCGACAUUCCUUCACAGCUCGCUAGCACCAAGAGAGCGCAAGCUGCAUCCUGACAUUAUGACGAGCGACACUCUAGCGCCCAGCGCGAGCGCCUCGCCCAUCGCCUACGAUCUCACACCUACCGUGCUCAAGUAUGUCGAUAGGCACCUGGCAUUCCCCCUUCUCUCCCACAUGGCCUCCACGGAGCAGUACAAGCAGGAUGAUAUUGCAAAGGCGCAGUACGAGCUGGCGAAGGGAACUUCGAUGGUGGACUACGCCUUGAUGCUGCACGAGCAGGCUUUCCCAGAUCAGCCAGCCCCUGCAGAGCUGGAGCAACAGCGAGCAGCAGCAGAGAAGCAGAACGAGAAGCUAGCGCAAGAAUCGGAAAAGGUUCUCAAUGUCAUCGAAGAUCCAUCCGUCGCUGCUUCGCUCAAGCAGGACAAGGUGGAGAACCUGAGAUUCUUGGAAAAGAAUUACGAUUUGAACGAGGAGCAGAUCAAUGCUUUGUACCAUUAUGGACACUUUCACUUUGCGUGCGGUAAUUAUGGAGAGGCUAGCUCUUACCUCUACCACUUCCGCGUACUCUCCGUCGACCCGAAUCUGACUCUCUCGAGUCAUUGGGGCAAGCUCGCAUCCGACAUUCUCACUGGUUCGUGGGACGAUGCUCUGUCGGAGAUCAACCUGCUGCGCGAAGCCUUGGAUUCUGGCGCUCACUCUGAUGGAGGUCAAGAAGGAGCGCUGCGUAGGCGCACAUGGCUGUUGCACUGGAGCUUGUUCGUCUUUUUCAACCAUCCUGAAGGAAGGGUGGGAUUGGUGGAGAUGUUCCUCGCUCCCGCAUACAUCAACACCAUGCAGACCUCUGCUUGGUGGCUGUUGCGCUACCUCGUAGCCGCGGUCAUCAUGACUCGCAGAUCCGUGCGCAUCUACAGCGUUCAGAGCAAUAAUGGGCUUUCCAAAGUGUCACCGACAGCAGCGCUGAGGGAUGUCACGCGAAUGAUCAGUCAAGAAUCGCACCGACUCCAAGCCGACCCUUUGGUGGACUUUGUCAAGGAGCUCUACACCGACUUUGACUUUGAGGCGGCUCAAGAUCAACUAUCGCAAGCUCAAAAGGUCGCCAAUGACGAUUUCUUCCUGCAAGAGCACGCAGACAGUUUCGUCGAAGCUGCUCGCUUCUUGGUGUCGGAAAUCUACUGCCGGAUUCAUCAGCAGGUGGAUAUUGCGGAUCUGUCCACCCGACUCAACAUGUCGAAAGAAGAGGGAGAGAAGUGGGUGGUGAAUCUGAUCAGGGACACUAGAGCGGAUGCCAAGAUCGACUUCAAUCAGGGCAUUGUUCAUAUGAACCAGACCCAUCCGCCCAUUUAUCAAUCGGUCAUCGAAAAGACGAGAGGAUUUAGCUUUAGAACGUCGGCCAUGGGUCAAGCCAUCGAUAGAAAGGCUCAUCCCGUUGCGCCUGGAAGCGAAAAUGCGACGAGGGGAGGAAGAGGAGGUGGGAGAGGUGGAAGAGGUGCGGGACGCGGUGGCAGAGGAGGAGGAGGAGCGGGCAGGACUGGUCAGAGAGAUGGCGAAAGUGCUGCUGCUGAAGGUAACAGCGCUGCACCUGCUGCUGCUUCUGCAAAUGGCGACGAUGCAGCUUGAGCUGAGAGUGUUUUGUGGUCUUGGUGCUUGUGGUGCCUCUCACCUCUUUCGCCCCUCUCCUCCUCAUCAUCGAUUGGAAAGGCGCAAGGGGCGGCAAAGCCUGACGCUUUCGCUUGCGCGACGUCGCACUCCGUCGCACUCCUUCGCAUCCUUUGCAUCUCGUGCUGCUUCAGCCACGCACAUGUAUCUGUUCUGCCCUUGUUCCCAAAAAUUGCAACCCGUACAUUGGUUCGACGAGGCA
Molecule: messenger RNA, 2000 nt
Organism: Ceraceosorus guamensis
Lineage: Eukaryota; Fungi; Basidiomycota; Exobasidiomycetes; Ceraceosorales; Ceraceosoraceae
Product: eukaryotic translation initiation factor 3 subunit E
Exons: 2
Coding region: 203-1759 (518 amino acids)
Biological process (GO): translational initiation
Cellular component (GO): nucleus; eukaryotic translation initiation factor 3 complex; cytoplasm
Molecular function (GO): translation initiation factor activity
Source: RefSeq, a predicted model, not a curated record